UUUAUUUUCUUGUGUGGGAGUUACUGAAGCCAGGCUUUCUGGUCCUGUCCGGGUCGGGUGUCUCUGAUGCGACAUACUCCGACGCUGUAGCAUCACUGGGCUAGCUGCCGCUCGACGGUGGCUGGCCUUGAUAAGACAUCUACAACCUCGAAGUUAGCGAGAUAAUGCUAAAAAAAAACAGCGAUUAGGCUUUUUAUACGGCGGUGAUUAAAAAAAAUCACCGCGGCUAUCUUAAGUGACAGUUUUUCGUUGCGGUCGCCUUUUUUAUCUGCUCUCACCCUCUCGCUUUUUGCUGAUGUAACGCUUAACAUAUGAUGGCAACGGUGCAAUCUACCAAACGUGGGGACCCAAAUGAGCUAAAGGCAAUUUUCCACAAGUAUGCCAGUAUUGUGGACAAAGAUGAAGAGAGGUUUAUGACCCCAGGAGACUUUGUCCAGAGGUUUCUGGGACUACACACACAAAUUCAUCACAACCCCAAAACAGUCCAACUUAUCGCUGCUGUAGCCGACACCACAAAGGACGGGCUGAUCUCAUUCCAGGAGUUUCUUGCAUUUGAGUCAGUGCUGUGUGCACCAGAUGCCCUCUUCAUAGUAGCCUUUCAGUUGUUUGACAAGACUGGAACUGGCACCAUUUCCUAUGAGAAUGUCCGAGACAUCUUCAGCCAGACCACAGUGCAUCACCACAUUCCCUUCAACUGGGACUGUGAGUUCAUCCAUCUGCACUUUGGGCACGACCGCAAGAAACAACUUAGCUACCUUGAGUUCACCCAGUUCCUUCAGGAGCUGCAGUUGGAGCAUGCACGUCAGGCGUUUGCUCAGAAGGACAAAGGGAAAAAUGGUGCCAUCUCUGCAAUGGACUUCAGUGACAUUAUGGCUACAAUCAGGCACCACAUGCUCACACCCUUUGUGGAGGAGAACCUUGUCUCAGCUGCCGGUGGCAGCACUUCUCACAUGGUCAGCUUCUCUUAUUUCAAUGCCUUCAACUCCCUCCUGAACAACAUGGAGCUGAUCCGCAAGAUCUACAGCACGCUGGCUGGAACACGGAAGGACACACUCGUGACCAAAGAGGAGUUUGUUCAUGCUGCCAACAAGUUUGGUCAGAUCACUCCCAUGGAAAUUGACAUCUUGUAUCAGCUAUCGGGCCUGCAUUCUCCCUCUGGACGUCUGAACCUUGCUGACAUUGAAAGGAUAGCUCCGUUAGAGGAGGGAUGUCUGCCCUACCACCUGGCUGAAACUCAGAAACAGUCCCACGGGGAUGUUUCCAGGCCUGUGUGGCUCCAGGUUGCAGAAUCGGCCUACAGAUUCACUCUGGGCUCCAUUGCUGGAGCCACCGGAGCAACGGCAGUGUAUCCUAUCGACUUGGUGAAGACUCGAAUGCAGAACCAGAGGUCUACAGGAUCCUUUGUUGGAGAGUUGAUGUACAAAAACAGCUUUGAUUGUGCAAAGAAGGUCCUUCGCUACGAAGGCUUCUUUGGCUUCUACAGAGGUCUGGUUCCUCAGCUCAUUGGUGUGGCACCUGAGAAGGCUAUAAAACUCACAAUGAAUGACUUUGUAAGAGAUAAAUUCACAGAGAAAGAUGGCACGAUUCCUUUAUUUGCUGAAAUUAUGGCUGGUGGAUGUGCUGGAGCCUCUCAAGUGAUCUUUACCAACCCUCUGGAGAUUGUGAAGAUCCGCCUGCAGGUAGCAGGUGAGAUCACCACGGGGCCUCGGGUCAGUGCUCUCAGUGUGGUUCGUGACCUGGGCUUCUUUGGUCUCUACAAGGGUGCCAAAGCUUGUUUCCUAAGAGACAUCCCCUUCUCAGCAAUCUAUUUCCCAGUGUAUGCUCAUAUCAAGUCUCAAAUGGCUGACGAAGAUGGCAGACUGGGACCUUUGCAGCUUCUCACUGCUGGAGCGAUUGCAGGUGUGCCAGCGGCCUCUCUUGUUACACCGGCUGACGUCAUCAAGACACGUUUGCAAGUUGCAGCAAGGGCUGGUCAGACCACUUAUUCGGGAGUCAUCGACUGCUUCAGGAAGAUAAUGAGAGAGGAAGGCUUCAGGGCUUUGUGGAAAGGAGCUGGAGCUCGUAUGUGCAGAUCCUCCCCUCAGUUUGGUGUAACUUUGGUGACUUAUGAGCUCUUGCAACGGUGGUUCUACGUUGACUUUGGAGGACAUCGCCCAGCAGGAUCUGAUCCAACGCCCAAGUCUCGCAUCUCGGAGCUUCCUCCCAUCAACACGGACCACGUCGGAGGCUACCGCCUGGCUGCAGCUACUUUUGCCGGAGUGGAGAACAAAUUCGGCCUUCACCUUCCCAAGUUCAAAUCAUCUGGUGUGGUUUCCAUACAUCAUCCAGAGGCAGGCACUGCCUCACCAGUUCAGACGCCAUAGAAGUCUACGUUUCUUAUAUCACCUCACCAUCCUUCUCCUCCUAUACCAGGGGCCAGACACUUAGAUAGACACU
Melanotaenia boesemani (Boeseman's rainbowfish) is the source of this 2436-nucleotide messenger RNA. RefSeq names its product calcium-binding mitochondrial carrier protein Aralar1-like. Gene Ontology annotation, biological process: L-glutamate transmembrane transport; aspartate transmembrane transport; malate-aspartate shuttle. The transcript is spliced from 18 exons. NCBI's taxonomy places the organism in Eukaryota, Metazoa, Chordata, Actinopteri, Atheriniformes, Melanotaeniidae. The record is from RefSeq and is a predicted model, not a curated record. Gene Ontology annotation, molecular function: L-glutamate transmembrane transporter activity; calcium ion binding; L-aspartate transmembrane transporter activity. Bases 312 to 2363 code for a protein of 683 amino acids.